CUCUGCGCUGCCGCCGCGGUGCAUUAUGGUCCAGAGAGCCCGUGCUCUUCUGUCCUCCUGUCAUCACGUUAAGCCGGGGAGCUGUGUUUUCAGGUUGAAACACAGCCGCACAUGUAGACUCGGGACACUUUACAGGCAUCGGCAGGUGACCUGUCUGUGAUACUCGUGUCUGCGUUUACUGUCACGUUAAAACUUGUCGGCUGUUGUGAGUGAAGCAUGUUUGUUAUACUGCAGCAGCUAAGAUAGUUAGCAUAACAAACAGCCGCGAGACGAAGUUGAAGAAAGUUAUAAAAGCAGGUGAAAGCGAGGCAAUGUACGCGUGAGAGAUACUUAUGUGUACUGUGAAGUUACUGUAACGUAUGUAACGGAAGUUUUCACUCUUGUUGUACCUGUGGGUCAGGACUGUCUCGUCUAACACAUAGCUUGGCAAACAUCUGGAGGGCACCGAGGCACCACUAAUGAGAGGAUUGUAAACACUUGGUGCUUGCAGCUUUCUUUGCUUAUGGAAGUUAAAGCGUGUCUUAAUUUCAUCCUCCUCCCUUCCCUGCUGCUGUGCCUGGUAUAAUCCCUUGCCUGUGGUGAACAUCAGCUCUCCAGCGCCAGUAUGGCGGUCUGCGUAAAGGCUUUGUGUUGCGUUGGUGUGGAGAUCAAAAUGCACAAGUUACUGCUGGCCGGCUGUGCGAACUUUCAUCCAAAGUGGUUUUUAAACUCUCUUGGUCCUUUUUCCUCACGACUUGGUGGGACAAGAACCCUCAGCUAUUAUAGCAGAGCUGCAGAGUUCUGUCCAACGGGACACUCUGUGCCACAGGGAAAUGUAAGACUGGGAUCAUUCAGCAGGAACUACAGUGAUGUCUGCUUGAAUUCACUGGUCAGUCAAGCACUGCCUUUAUCCACAUGUCAGACCAGAAGACCUCAGUGUGCUGCAGUGAGAACUGAGAGAAACCUGCUGCAGAGAGGCGUAGUGUGGCCUGUGUCCUUUAUCUGCAGAAGAGUCUCAGACGCCCCUCCUUCCACUGUAGCUCCGGCAUUUGUAGUGAUGAAGUUUGACCAAGAGGGAAAUGUGACGUCAUUUGAAAAAAAGAAGACGGAGCUUUGCCAGGAGUUAAGUCUUCAAGCCAGAGACCUACGCUUCCAACACACUACCAGCCUCACUGCUAGAAAUAACUGCAUUAUUUUACGAAUGGCGGCCUUGAAAGCCAUCUUGACCCCGGAGUCUCUUAUGGUCUUGGAUUUUCGUGGUCUUGGACUGGAGCGCUGGUUAGUUCUGGAGCUCGCCCCCCAGCUAGCGUCACAGACGCACACUCUGCCCUUCGAGUUCAGAGCACUGGAAGCCAUCCUGCAGCACAAGGUAAACACGCUGCAAGCCCGCUUGAAUGAAGUUGAACCAGUCAUAUUGGAUACGCUGGAAUCCCUCGUAGACCCUAAAAUCCUUUCUGCUGAUAGAAGUAAACUACAUGUACUUCUGCAGAAUAGCAAGAGCUUAUCAGAGUUGGAGACAGACAUAAAAAUGUUUAAGGACUCCAUGCUGAAGGUCUUGGAUGAGGAUGAGACGGUUGAAGAGUUCUGUCUCACAAAAUGGACAGACCCAAGAGUUUUUGAAGAGAGCAGUUUGGGUAUUGACCACGCUGAGGAGAUGGAGCUUUUAUUGGAGAAUUAUUAUAUGCAGGCCGAGGAACUUGGGAACAGAGCCAGAGAGCUGAAGGGUCUGAUAGACGACUCUGAGAGUGUAAUCUUUAUCAAUCUGGACAGCCACCGGAACGUGAUGAUGCGACUGAAUCUGCAGCUGACCAUGGGGUCCUUCUCCCUUUCCUUAUUUGGCCUAAUAGGUGUGGCGUUUGGAAUGAAUUUGACAACAGCUUUCGAAGAUGACCCCCGCGCUUUCUGGCUGGUAACAGGUUUCAUGUUCUUGGGCAGUGGGCUGAUAUGGAGGCGACUUUUAUCAUUUUUGGGACGGCAUCUAGAGACUUCAGUACCCCCACGAAUCCCUCCAAUUUGGAAGAGGAAUAUGAGACCAUCAGACAUCAAGGCUGGGGUCAGAUGAAGUUCUACCUCGCAGAUGAUGGUUGUCUCGCAGCGCUCUUGGUCCUCUUUAACUUGAUGCAAAGACUUCUGCUAGAAUUUUUAUUUUUAACACACCUCAUUGUUUUACUGUCCCAUGGCCACAGCAGAGGUUGAGAUUACGCUCACAUCUCUGGAGACUAUAGUGCAGUGGUUCUCAAACUGUGGGGCGGGCCCCACUGGUAUGGCAUGGACAACCACGUAACACACAUGAAGUUAUAUGAUGUGAAUAUGAUUUUUAUUAUUAUUAUUAUUUUAGGGAAAAAAUUGUAGCGAAUUUUGAGGUGUGGACGAUAUCCAUCUUGCAUGAAGAUCUGCUUUUGGUUUGGGGCAUGUCAGAAGAAACUCUGCUCCAGUGUGUGCGUGUCACUGUUUCCCUUCAUUUGACUGACGGUCAUUUUUCAUUUCUGCUUUUUAUCUUUUUGUUUUCUUUCCUUUCAACGUCCAGUGCAGAUAAAACUUUGAGUUUUCUUAGUGUUGCAGAGCCAGGAACAGCAGGACAAAGCCCGUCCUGUGCUUGCUGUGGGUGCAACUGUAACGUAAUCAGCGGCUGCUAGUGCUCUGGUCAGGACUAGCUUCACUGCUAUUAGCAGGUUUCUUUGCACUUACAGUAAUGAGCACAGCGUUGUUGCCGGGUCCAGUGACGUCUUCACCUGUUUGCUCUGCUGCACUCUUUGAAGCAGGAACCGCCACCCCACACCUCGAGGAAGUGGUGGGGAAAUACUGCACAUCUCCAUAUAUGUGUAUUUAAAAAAAAGCCAGGUCAUAUAAUAAUCAUCUCAUUGUGGAGUUGUGCUUUCUUUCAUUUCACUGGUGAAGAACAAAGAAAAAAAAACUUUAUAUCACUGUGGAAGCAGUAAACCUGUGACUCUGUCCCUCUGUACUCUGUAUGUUCUGCCUUUAUUAAACCGGAGGAAGUACACUGUGCAGCUUUGUGGCAUGGUGUUUGUGUCAACAUGAGCGACAGGCACUUGCUCAAAAAUGUCAUUGUUUUUCUUAUAACUGCAGAGUUUAGAGUGACUUUAAAGAUGUUUUCAGCUUUUACCAAAGGGAAGCUUUAUCAUUUAUAAACUUAAUCAAGUAUUAUAAAAAAUAAUUAUAAAUUGGUUGAUGAAAGGUUUGGUGUAUCUGCAUGAUGUCAACUGAAGCCAUAGAUUAGGUCUUGCAUUAGUGGUUCCCAGGCCAAAGGUCAGGAUACCAACAUAGGGUCACCAAUUAAAUCAGAUGAGUUUUCAGGUUAUUAACGAAUUGGGGAGGUUAUAAUAACAGCUUAUGAGUUCACCCAUAAGAUAAUGCUUUUAUUUAUUACAUGAUUUAUUUCUUUUUGGUUGAGUGUGUCAGCUUGACUACUGCGUGUUUUAACUCUAUUUUCUGUUCUGAAAUAUAUUAUUUUCAGGGAACGUUGAAUUACGUGGAUCCACUUUUCUUUUGUGACAUUGACCCGCAAAAAUGUCUCAGUGAAACAAAAAAUUCACACAAAUGGAUAUAAAUAACAAAGUAGAAAACAUCAGUUUCUUUAAAGCUGAGCGCAUGUAAUGACAGAUUUUUCAGAUUUCUGAUGAGCAAUACUUGGGAAGAUGUUUUAUUAAUGUGGACUGUUAGGCUAUAAGACUAAUAUCCUUGGUUUGCUGUGUCAAAUUAAGAACUGUUAUGGCUGGAUAAUGUUUUUUAUUAUUAAUAUUAAUUGAGGUACCUCACAUGGAGUCAAAAUAUCCUUCUCACUGCCUAAGUGGUUUCAAGGUUUGGAAACUACACUAGGCUUCAUGUUUUGUAAAUAUGAGUUGGUUUGAAAGGGAGUAAAGCAUUUGACAGUAACGGCCAUUUAAACUGCUUGGUUGUCAUUACAGCCUUUCUCCACCAGAGGGAGUCAUGAACCACACCGUGUGUCACAACAAGCUUGUCCUUCAAUAAAAAUCAAUGGAAUCAUAAA
Molecule: messenger RNA, 3988 nt
Organism: Maylandia zebra (zebra mbuna)
Lineage: Eukaryota; Metazoa; Chordata; Actinopteri; Cichliformes; Cichlidae
Source: RefSeq, a predicted model, not a curated record